This is a messenger RNA of Limanda limanda (common dab), 1789 nucleotides long. RefSeq lists its product as uncharacterized. The record is from RefSeq and is a predicted model, not a curated record. Lineage: Eukaryota; Metazoa; Chordata; Actinopteri; Pleuronectiformes; Pleuronectidae. The coding region runs from base 81 to 1634 and encodes 517 amino acids. Gene Ontology annotation, biological process: protein folding; response to endoplasmic reticulum stress. The transcript is spliced from 11 exons. Gene Ontology annotation, cellular component: endoplasmic reticulum.
CCUCUCACCCCUCCCUUCAGACGUACCUUCCCUUCAAGCUUGUACCAGUGACCAGUUUGUCAGAUCUUGGUUGAGCCGUCAUGAGGAGACUGCUGCUGCUGGGGCUGUCGGCCUUCUGUCUGUGUGCGUUUGUCGCCGCCGCCGAGCAUCGUGAGCGACAGGGCGACAAACCUCUCCCCGAGGAGGACGGCGUCCUGCAGCUGAACGAAGGGGAUUUCGAAAGGGCGCUGAGAAAACACAACCAGCUCCUGGUGCAUUUCUAUGCUCCUCUGUCUGCAGAAAGCCAUCAUGUAUCAGCAGCUUUUAAAGGUGCAGCUGCGGAGCUUCAGGGGUCAGAGGUCAAACUGGCCGUCGUCGAUGUCUCAAAGGAGAAGGAGCUGGUGAAAGAUCUCAACGCCAAAGGUCCUCCAAUAAUCAGGCUGUACCUGGGCGGAGACAAACAGAACCCUGUCCCCUGCCCUGUUCCUGUGAGUGCGGCGUCCCUCCUGACCUGGCUGAAACGGAGGGCGGGAUCUGCUGCUGACCUCAUCACCGAUCGCAGCCUAUCAGAGGCCUCAGAGGAGCUGACGGUGGUCGGAUUCUUCAAGGAGCUGGAUCACGAGUACGUCCAGGUGUUCUACUCUGCAGCCAUGGACCUUCCUGACGUCAGCUUUGCUGUGACACAGAACAAUGAAGUUAUCAGUAAAUAUGGUCUCACCCAUGAUGUUGUUCUGCUGCUAAAAAAGUCUAAGCUCAUCCAGGCUUAUAAAAUGAUGCCUCAGACAUCUAAAGAGGAGCUGAUCAUCUUUAUCACUGUCUACCAGAUGGACCCAGUCACUGAAUACACCGGAAAGACGGCCAAUCAGAUCUUAGCCUCGCCUGUGUUGAACCACGCCCUCCUGUUUGUUAACGAAAGCUCUGCAGACUUCAAAGAGAUUCACUCUGCCUUUAACGCUGCUGCAGGGGCGUUCAGGCUGAAGAUUUUAUUUGUGUGGGUGAACGUGUUCGAGCCUCGUAAUGGCCGGAUGAUGGAGUAUUUCCGAGUACGGGAUUUUGAGGCUCCUAUCAUCCGAUUGGUCAACCUGACAGACCAUGUGACCUAUCACCUGCCCUCUGACUCUCUGGACGUAGAGACCAUAAAGACAUUCUGUCAGUCCUACCUGGAGGGCAAAGCUAAGCCGAAGCUGCAGAGCGAGCCGGUACCUGACGGGUGGGACACCAAGCCGGUGAAGGAGCUGGUGGGAAUGACUCUGGAGAAAGUCGCCUUUAACCCCAACAAGACUGUUUUUGUCAUGUUCUAUCUGCCGUACAGUCAGGAAUCCAAGGCUCUGUUCCCGCUGUGGGAAGAACUAGCCGAGGCCUUGAAGGAGCGAGAGGACGUGGUGGUCGCUCGCAUCGACGCCUCCGCCAAUGACAUCAACCUGUCGAUGCAGGGACGCUGCCCGUCUCUCGGCCUGUUUCCUGCUCUGUACGCUGAGAGGAUGGUGGUUUACAAGGGGAAAGUGAAGGUGAAGGACCUGGUUAAGUUUUUAGAUAAAGAGAUGGAAAAAGCCAAAAAGGACAGAGUCAAGGAGGAUGAAGACAGGAAGAAGUACAUCGAGGCCGCGAAAGCUGAGGAGGCGAAAAAUGCAGACAAAACCAAAGACGAGCUUUAAUAUCAGAAUAAAGAGACGUGUGUGUGUGUGUGUGUGUGUGUGUGUGUGUGUGUGUGUAGGACUCUCUAAACAUGGAUCUUGUUUUAUCUACUCAACCACACUGUCCUUAACCGUGUGUGCGAUCAGGUCUAAUAAAGUCUUCCGUUAAAAACUCA